AGCGACUUUCUGCAGCGCAAAAACGUGCACGGAUGGUGCACCCAGCAAACUGAUCUGCCGCGGCCGAGAGCGGCCGGUGCUCGGGGUCUCCAGAUCGCCGUGACCCGUCACCAUGCCUCUGAGACGCCUCCUGCUGGUCCUGGCGGCACACAUCGCCACCGGAUGUUUGAACAACCAGCUCUACUUCGGCCGUCUAACGUCCUUGCUCGAGCUGGAGAGCUUCUCGCUGCGCGACGGCUCCACGGCCUGCAACUGCUGCGGCCUCUGCAGCCAGAACGCCGCCUGCCUGAGCUUCACGCUCGACAAAAACAGUCGCCAGUGCACGCUGUACUCGGCCGUCGGCGGCCCGGCCGAGUUCAACCGCGACUCCCAGUGGAACCACCACAACCAGUUCUUCUUCAUGCCCAACAGCUCUCGGACCGGGGAGUUCUGUCGCUCUGACAGCGACUGCGUGACUCCAGGCGACGCGUGCCGAGGCCGCAUCUGCACCGCCGACCCGACGGUCACCUGCCGAGACCUGCACCAGAUCAACAGCGAACUGCCCGACCACCGCUACUGGGCCUACAUCGCCGGCAGAGAGAUGCUCGUGAAGUGCAGCAUGAGCCGCGGCGGCUACACCAAGCUACUGAGAGCCUCUCCUUCCGCCAGAUGGACAGUCCAAUCGCGGCUCAACCUCACCUCUUACGAAGAGGAUGGCACGCCAGACACGGACGGCCUCUACUCGAUACUGUGGGCUGCUGAUCAUAUCCGCGACUCCUCACCAGAUGCCACCUACUCGGUAUUUGUCGGCGGAACGCGUGUCGACGAUAAUGGAUCCGACAACUGGCGGGACUGGACCUUCAACCACCGGCGCAUCUUCUUCACUCCCACGAAGGACGUCAGCCUGCUGGGCGGCGUGCCGCUGUCGCUGCCCUACACUGUCGAGCACUCGGAGAGCUUCCAGUACAGCGACGGCAUCGGUCAGGUGUCGUUUCCGUACCUGCAGGACAACGGCUCGCCGAUCCUGAUGCAUUCCAACACGAACGCCGCGUCGCCGUUCGGCGGGCUGAUCCGCACCGGCGGACCCAUCCGCUGGUCGCCGCCGGCCGAUUAUCCAGACGAUGUCUACAUCUACAUCCGCGAGUGAACAAUCGGAGUACGGGGAGCAGGCCGCCUACCACGGACAAUAUUUAUUUACAGCGAUCUCUAGACACUUGUUAAGCGACCGCGUGCACAAUGAAGGUAUGCGAGCCAGACGAACAUUAUCUAACUUGAGGGACAAGAGUGUUCAGUCUCACAUGUCCCCGUCCCCAUAUCGCAAUCGGCCGGGGGGGGGGGGGGGGGGGUUAGCCUUUCAGCUAAGGGCGCAACUGCACCGUAUUAUUUUGAGAGGCAUCUGGAUUCUGGUGCCGUCACUUGCCGGACAGUUUAGGACUUGGUGCUGCCAUCUCUAAACGCCUAUCUCUUUACGUGCUGCCAUCUGCCCAUCUUUUGCUUUCUCCAAAGCUGCCAAAUCUGGCAGUCUCCCACAUUAAUACACGUUUUACCUGCCUUGA
This is a messenger RNA of Amphibalanus amphitrite, 1535 nucleotides long. RefSeq lists its product as uncharacterized. The record is from RefSeq and is a predicted model, not a curated record. Lineage: Eukaryota; Metazoa; Arthropoda; Thecostraca; Balanomorpha; Balanidae. The transcript has 4 exons. The coding region runs from base 113 to 1126 and encodes 337 amino acids.